AUGUUGCGUAUUGCAGCUGCACGGCGCUUCUCUACGACCUCGAGAACGGCGGCGAAUGGACUCCCGAAGACGUUGACUGAUGCCAUGUCUCACGGCGCACACAUUCGCGUCAACCCGGAAGUCGAGGAUGCUUUAGCUACGGGAAAGCCCGUUGUGGCUCUAGAGACAACAAUCAUCACUCAUGGCAUGCCGUACCCGACGAAUCUGGAGACGGCACGCUCUUGUGAGAACCUAGUCCGCAAGGGAGGUGCUAUACCGGCUACUAUCGGUAUCAUGGACGGCCGCAUCCACGUUGGUCUGUCGGACAAAGAACUAGAUCGUUUCGGCGAUCCCGACUUUGGUGCUGUGAAGGUCUCCCGUCGUGAUAUCGCUCCUGCUAUGGCUCUGGGAAAGAACGGGAGCACAACAUGCAGCGCCACCACGGUCAUCUCUGCGCUUGCUGGAAUUAAGUUCUUCGCAACUGGCGGUCUGGGAGGCGUACAUCGAGGUGGCGAAGAUUCUCUUGACAUCUCGGCCGAUUUACCGGAGCUCGCACGAUGCCCAGUGGGUCUGGUCUCCGCAGGCGUCAAGUCGAUAUUAGACAUUGGCAGGACUUUAGAGUACCUCGAGACUCUUGGCGUACCCGUCAUUUCAUGGGGGACGGACGAGUUCCCUGCUUUCUACUCCCGGAAAAGUGGCUUCAAGAGCCCCUGGUCCAUGAGUGACCCUGCGCAAGCGGCCAGACUUCUAUUCAAUCAAUGGACCUUGGGCAUGGGAAAUGGCGCUUUAUUCGCAGUUCCCAUACCAGAACAAUACGAGACAUCUGGAGAAGAACUACAAAAGCUCGUCUUACAGGCUGUAGCCAAGUCAGAAGAGAACGGUAUGAGUAAACGCGGGAAAGAGGUCACGCCGUGGCUGCUGAAUGAAGUGCGCCAGCUCUCUGGCGGCAAAUCGUUGGAAAACAACGUUGCCCUGAUUGAGAACACUUCCGAACUCGCUGGUCGAAUGGCGGUCGAGUACGCAAAGCUUGUUCAGGAGUUUGCGAGCGUAUCCUCACAAUCCGUGCCUACGACGGCAUCCCGUGAACCCAUUCAAACCGUCGAGAUGCCUGACUUCGCGCAGGCCGACACCGUCGGGACACUUCCUUCACCGAGCAUAGUGGUAUUCGGCUCUGCUGCCGUGGAUAUUACGGCUCAGGCUAGUUCCAUCUAUAGCCGGGCCGACGGCAGCCAGUCGACGACGCCCGGCAAAGUCUCCAUGUCUCUCGGCGGCGUAGCGAGAAAUAUUGCUGAGGCAGCGCAUCGCUCACUCCCAAACACUUCUGUCCAUACGUCUGGAUUGGCAUCCUGCGUCGGAGACGAUUCGUUUGGUCGGCUUUUAGUCGAAGAGACCCGAAGUAUAGGCAUGCGUACUGACGGGAUUAUUACAACGGCUUCCGGGAGCACAGCGGUCUGCAACAUGGUGAUCGACGAGAGCGGGGGCCUCGUCGGAGGUGUGGCGGAUAUGGAUAUCAUCAAGAACUUGACAGACUCUGACCUCAGCAAGAUGUUGAACAACAUAGAUAUAUCAAAGAAUCCCAUUGUGGCGAUGGAUGCCAACCUCUCCAGCAAAACUCUCCGUACCAUCGUCGCACACUGCAGCAAGCAUAGACUUCAAACCUUCUACGAGCCGACGUCGGUCAUCAAGUCGAUAGCCAUCCAACCCGCAAUGGCGCAAUGGACAGAUUCGUCGCGCUCGGCUAUCACCUACGCAUCUCCCAAUCUUCUCGAGCUUUCUCAUCUUUAUACCGCUCUUGUCAUGGACGCUGACGGCGCACCAAGCGAGAAGAUGCGCUGGAAUGUUCUUGACCGCUUCGCGCUUUCCGCGGAGUACCGUACGUCCGUCGAACAUCUUGCGCGCCAGAACGUGUCCGACCACGACUCGAGCAAGGGCACGCUAUCGUUCCUCCUCACCGAUGGGGUGGCGCAGAUGGCCAUAAACCUCCUUCCUUUCUUCCAGCACCUCAUUACCAAGUGCGGAGAUCGCGGCGUAUUGCUCGCUAUGCGCGUACCGGAAGACUACCGCCCCGAAUGGUUGCUUGAAAGAAGCAAUGCCCAGCAACGCUUGGUUGUUGCACGGGGCGACGCCGAGAUCGUUGUCUUGAAGCACAUUCCGGCUUUACCUCUCGACGCGAGUGAUAUCGUAAACGUCACUGGAGCAGGAGAUACGCUCGUCGGCUCUCUGCUCGCUUCGCUUGCCGUUACGCCUGGAGCGCUUUCUCACCCUCGACUAUUGGACACAAAUAUCAUGAACGCGCAGAAGGCUGCAAUAUUGACUCUCAAGAGCCAUCUCGCGGUCUCGCCCCAUCUGUCCGCAUGA
This is a messenger RNA of Peniophora sp. CBMAI 1063, 2337 nucleotides long. NCBI's taxonomy places the organism in Eukaryota, Fungi, Basidiomycota, Agaricomycetes, Russulales, Peniophoraceae. The record is from the annotation of a GenBank genome assembly.